This is a messenger RNA of Hyposmocoma kahamanoa, 453 nucleotides long. It is a transcript of the gene Gpa2, whose product is annotated as thyrostimulin alpha-2 subunit. The record is from RefSeq and is a predicted model, not a curated record. The coding region runs from base 1 to 348 and encodes 115 amino acids. Gene Ontology annotation, biological process: cell surface receptor signaling pathway. Gene Ontology annotation, molecular function: hormone receptor binding. Lineage: Eukaryota; Metazoa; Arthropoda; Insecta; Lepidoptera; Cosmopterigidae. The transcript is spliced from 3 exons.
AUGUUUUUAAGGUGUCUCUUGCUGUGUAUGACGAUUGGUCAGGUCCUCACCAACGAAUCUUGGAAGCGUCCGGGAUGCCACCGAAAAGGGCACUCACGCAUUGUCACUAUUCCGGACUGCGCGCCGUUCAAUAUCACCACCAACGCGUGUCUCGGCUUCUGCGAGUCGUGGUCGCUACCCAGCAUCAUGCUCGGCUUUAAACGGCAUCCUGUCACCUCACUAGGACAGUGCUGCAAUAUCAUGGAGUCCGAAGACGUGACGAUCACAGCGUUUUGUUUGGACGGCGAGCGAAAUUUGGUGUUCAAAUCGGCUCUAUCGUGCGCCUGCUACCACUGUCAGAAAGAAUAAACAUACAGUCUCUACUCAGCAAUAUAGAUGCAACACAUUAAAAAUGGCUAUUAUUAAAAAUGUCAGCCCCAUAUUCUAAAACCAGAUCACAGUAGAACGGAAAUA